Molecule: messenger RNA, 1437 nt
Organism: Rhinichthys klamathensis goyatoka
Lineage: Eukaryota; Metazoa; Chordata; Actinopteri; Cypriniformes; Leuciscidae
Gene: ggps1
Product: geranylgeranyl diphosphate synthase 1
Exons: 4
Coding region: 343-1311 (322 amino acids)
Biological process (GO): isoprenoid biosynthetic process
Molecular function (GO): prenyltransferase activity
Source: RefSeq, a predicted model, not a curated record
CGUAUUUAAGCGCGAGCAGCGGGGAUGAGUGAGCUUCCUGUCAAACUCAGACAUGACAGAUCAAUUGAAGGGACUCUGGCGCGUCUUAAAUAUCUAUUCUUUUUACAUAUAGCGGGAUAUUAGUGUACUAAAGAUGAUGAGGUGCCGUUUUGAUCGCGUUCUAAAUGGGCUGUGAAUCGAAGUGGAGUUAAAUUACCGUCUUUGGCUAACUGGCUAAUGCUAGCGAGCUGGCUGCGAGUGAAAAAAAAUUGAAAGCGGAAGAGUGACGUGCUGGAUUACGAAAGCGGAAGUGCUAGGAUCCAGAUUUUUCGAUCGAAAAGGUUUCUUGGUUGAAACGAAGGAAUGGAUGAAGAAAAAAGAGCAACUUCUGAAAGGAUUCUUCUGGAACCGUACAAGUACUUGUUACAACUGCCAGGAAAACAAGUCAGAACAAAACUCUCUCAAGCGUUCAAUCACUGGCUCAAUGUCCCAGAGGAUAAACUUCAGGUCAUUAUCGGGGUGACGGAGAUGCUGCACAAUGCGAGUCUGCUGAUCGACGACAUUGAAGACAGCUCGAAGCUGCGGCGCGGUUAUCCGGUGGCCCACAGCAUCUACGGCGUCCCGUCGGUCAUCAACUCCGCCAACUACGUCUACUUCCUCGGCCUGGAGAAGGUGCUGAUGCUGGAGCACCCCGAGGCGGUGCGAGUCUUCACCCGUCAGCUUCUGGAGCUUCACCGCGGACAGGGCCUGGACAUCCACUGGCGGGACACCUACACCUGUCCCAGCGAGAGCGAGUACCGGGCCAUGGUGCUCCAGAAGACCGGCGGGCUCUUCGGCCUCGCUGUGGGCCUCAUGCAGCUCUUCUCCGGCUGGAAACAUGAUCUAAAGCCUCUUUUAGACACUUUAGGCCUUUACUUUCAGAUACGGGACGACUACGCCAACCUGAAUUCGCGAGAGUACACCGCCAACAAGAGCUUCUGUGAAGACCUGACGGAAGGGAAGUUCUCCUUCCCCACCAUUCACGCCAUCUGGUCCCGUCCCGAGAGCACGCAGGUGCAGAAUAUCCUGCGGCAGCGCACGGAGAACCUGGACAUUAAACGCUACUGCGUCGACUACCUGGAGAAGGUGGGGUCGUUCGCGUACACGCGGCACACGCUGAGGGAUCUGGAAGUGGAGGCGUAUCGGCUCAUCAAGGAGCUCGGAGGGAAUCCAGAACUGGAGGCCUUGAUGGAGCAUCUGAGUCGCAUGUAUAAAGAGCCUGAGGGCGGGGCUUCUGCUGACCAAUCAGAAGAGCCUGAGGGCGGGGCUUCUGCUGGCCAAUUAAGAGCCUGAGGGCGGAGCUUCUGCUGGUCAAUCAGAAGAGCCUGAGGGCGGGGCUUCUGCUGGCCAAUAAAGAGCCUGAGGGCGGAGUUUCUGCUGGUCAAUCAAAAGAACAUGGGGCGGAGCUUCUGCUGGCCA